This is a messenger RNA of Ilex paraguariensis (yerba mate), 1890 nucleotides long. The record is from the annotation of a GenBank genome assembly. Lineage: Eukaryota; Viridiplantae; Streptophyta; Magnoliopsida; Aquifoliales; Aquifoliaceae.
CAAGUAGUGGAUAAACCUUUCCCCCAUUAUGCGAACACCACCCUGUAUCUGUCUCUUGCACUGCUCCAUCAUCCUCUCAGCCUCUCAAAGUCCAACCCCAAAACCGUAGCUCCGAAGUGUCUCCGAUGGCCCUUUCCGUCGAGAAAGCCUCAUCUGGCCGAGAAUACAAGGUCAAGGACAUGUCUCAGGCCGACUUUGGGCGGCUCGAGAUCGAGCUCGCCGAGGUCGAAAUGCCCGGUCUCAUGUCCUGCCGGGCCGAGUUCGGCCCGUCUCAACCUCUCAAAGAGGUCCGCAUCACUAGCUCACUCCACAUGAACAUCCAGACCGCCGUAUUCAUCGAAACCCUCACUGCACUCGGCGCCACCGUACGGUGCUGCUCUUGCAACAUCUUCUCCACCCAGGACCACGCCGCAGCCGUCAUUGCCCGUGACGACGCCGCUGUUUUCGCCUGGAAAGGCGAAACCCUCCAGGAGUACUGGUGGUGUAUUGAGAGGGCACUGGACUGGGGUUCGGAAGGUGGUCCAGAUUUGAUUGUUGACGAUGGCGGAGAUGCGACCCUUUUGAUUCAUGAGGGUGUUAAGGCUGAGGAAGAGUAUGAGAAGACAGGGAAGUUGCCGGAUCCGAGCUCGACGGAUAACGUGGAGUUUCAGUUGGUUUUGGGGAUAAUUAAGGACGGGAUCAAGGUGGAUCCGAAGAAGUAUCACGAGAUGAAGGAGAGAUUGGUUGGGGUUUCGGAGCAGACGACCUCAGGUGUGAGGCGGUUGUACCAGAUGCAAGUUAAUGGGACUUUGCUAUUUCCCGCCAUCAAUGUUAAUGAUUCAGUCACUAAGAAAAAGUUUGAUAACUUGUAUGGAUGCCGCCACUCACUGCUUGAUGGUCUUAUGAGAGCCACUGAUGUUAUGAUUGCUGGAAAAGUUUCUGUAGUGUGUGGAUAUGGAGAUGUGGGCAAGGGCUGUGCCGCUGCUCUGAAGCAGGCUGGUGCCCGUGUGAUUGUGACAGAGAUUGAUCCCAUUUGUGCUCUUCAAGCUCUAAUGGAAGGAAUUCCAGUCUUGACUUUAGAAGACGUUGUCAAAGAAGCUGACAUUUUUGUAACCACCACUGGAAACAAAGACAUCAUUAUGGUUCAUCACAUGAAACAAAUGAAAAACAAUGCAAUUGUUUGCAACAUUGGGCACUUUGAUAAUGAGAUUGACAUGCAUGGUCUUGAAACUUACCCAGGUGUCAAGCGCAUCACAAUCAAGCCACAAACUGACCGUUGGGUAUUUCCCGAGACUGGGACUGGCAUCAUCGUUCUUGCUGAGGGAUGGUUAAUAAACUUGGUAUGUGCAUCUGGGCAUCCUAGCUUUGUGAUGUCAUGUUCUUUCACAAACCAGGUGAUUGCCCAACUUGAGCUUUGGAAGGAGAGGGCAACUGGCAAGUACGAGAAAAAGGUGUAUGUUCUGCCCAAGCAUCUGGAUGAGAAAGUUGCAGCCCUUCAUCUCGGAAAGCUUGGAGCUAAAUUGACCAAGCUUUCUCCUGAGCAAGCUGCUUACAUUAGCGUUCCUGUUGAAGGUCCUUACAAGCCACCUAACUACAGGUACUGAGAAAGAAGAUCUGGAUGAAGGCUGGUUGUACUAUUACUGUUUUUGGCUAGUUUUGUGGUUUUGAUUGCUAGAGCUGGAAAGAUUCUCUGUUGUAGUCAUGUUACUCCAAGUUGUAAUUAUUAUAUUUGAGAGAAUGGUAUGUUGUUUUUGCGAUUUCAUUCUAUUUUGGAUUCGGAUUGGGGUUAUGUCAGUAUUCCUGGAGGAGGAAUUUUAGCAGAUCAAGGAGUGGUUUGGAUGUGUCUUGCUUUUGUUCACUUUCAAUUUUGUUUUCCAUUCUCCUAUGUAGAGUGGACAGAUUACUGUUAUU